Molecule: messenger RNA, 3582 nt
Organism: Microstroma glucosiphilum
Lineage: Eukaryota; Fungi; Basidiomycota; Exobasidiomycetes; Microstromatales; Microstromataceae
Exons: 1
Coding region: 224-3562 (1112 amino acids)
Biological process (GO): nuclear envelope organization
Cellular component (GO): nuclear envelope
Molecular function (GO): protein-membrane adaptor activity
Source: RefSeq, a predicted model, not a curated record
CAGAAUCAUUUACACCCCUCACUACGAGCCGCUGAGCAUCCCUCACACACAAGCUAGCACCACUGAUGCUCACAGGACGUACUCAUUCUACCUCUUGCACUUUGUAGCUCGCACUCUCCUCUCAGACUAGCUCCUUUGAUUUCAUCACACGCGCCGGGAGAACAACACUUCCUGAAUACCUGCAUAGCGUCAUCUGCUCCCCUACCUCACCUGCCGCAUAGUCAUGGCCUCACGCUCGCGGAUCUCGCGAGCAGGUACGCUUGACAGAGAUAUGCCUUUCUCCGAGCCAGCCGGCCUCGAAGGGACGGCACUUGAUGCAGACGAUAGCGUCGGAGGAGCUUCUACUAGCGGAAAGAGGCGUAGUCGAGUAGAGAUCAAUCGACGCGUCCCACAACAGAGCUUCGCCUAUGGAGCUCCCAGCGAUGGCAAGACGAAACCCAGGAGCUCAGGAUCCAAUGGUCGGAAAAGCAUCGGGGAAGGAGCUUCACCGCCCCCUCUUCGGAGCCAGUCUCCGGACAAGUCAUCGGCAGGCCGAGAUGCGUCCGAGCCACCGGCUGACAGUACAAAGGCUGCUGCUGCUGCCCGCUACGCUGAUCUCAAAGCUCGCAAACAAUUUGGAGCAAACUCAGCCUCCAUCUCUGGUCUCAACCUGGUAAGCCAGUCGUCUCCGGCCCCAAGGAGGUCAGCUCGGCUGAGUGUUGCGUCUGGAAGUGUAGAUGCAGACGGAGCAGAAGUGAGGAGGAAAGCUAUUGCCGAGAUCGAAGAGGACUUGGCUGAAAGCAGUGGAGAGGAGGAUGAACAUGGAAACACACGCAAAUCUUCCGUACCCCCUGCGGCAAUCGCUUCGAGCAUGCCAGCUUCGAACAGCACGACAACCCUUCAUGGACGGAGCAGAGGUCCAGCUGGAGGGACGCAACUCAAUAGCUUCUUUCUGCGGGACCCGGGUCGAAGCAUAUCUCCAGCGCCAGCAGAAGAGAGGAGGGGCCAGAUGAUCACGACUUCAUCUCUGCUUCGUGGUGUGCAAAGACCAUUCCGGGAUCCACUGUCCCCUUCAAGGGGAGAUGCUGAUGCGACGAGAUCCAGUGACGCGGGAGACUCGAGAUCUUAUGCAUCAGAAGAAGCCUUUGUUCAACGGCAGGGCCAACAAGACGAUAGGGAGACAACGCCGCCAGCCAGAAGUCUGAAUUGGCUGCAGAAUCUCAGUCCUUGGCGUAGAGGCAUCGCCGCAAGCAAUGGGCCGAAUGGCCACGUUGCUGACAAUGCGCAAGGGAUGGACGCAUCAUCACACGCCGCUCGUCGGAAGCCAAGAUCGUCUCAAGACAAGACAUAUCACCCUCCCAAGGACGGUGAAGAAGAUGACGAGUCAAGCGAGGACGGAGAUGGUAGCAGGAGCAAGCGGUCGAGGAGAAGGAAGAGCGACGACAAGGGUCACAGCGCCAGGGGAGGAAGGGAUGACAACAAGAUUUGGUCCUCGACCAAGACGAAGCGCUCAAGGAGAGGUCGCAAUGGCGUCGUGGACGAAGAAGGGGAUUCGACCCUCGAGGGCAUACAUGGGCACGAUUCAGACGUGGAGCAUGAGGGAGAACGGGGGGCCAGGAACGACCAAAGCGGCCACCUGGGCCAGUCGACAGCUUUCCGCAACCUAGCAUCGUUGCAUCGAUCAAUUCCUCCGGCUGCAUACAAGUACGGAAGUCUUCUUCUGGCUGGUCUACUGUUGGCUAGUGCGUUGGCCCCAUCCGACGGGACCUCGCACCAGUCGAUGCGGCUGCCCCUCUUCGGUCGGCGCAGCACUUACACGCCUCCAAGUCGCGCCCCAACGGACUUUGAGAGCUUCGUCUCUCGUUUGGUCUCCCUUGAGUCUACCGUCGGAGCUCUGAGCUCAAAGUCAGUCUCGCUAGCUCAUUCUCACGAGCAGAUGUCGUUGCGCAUUUCAGCCCUCGAGCUCAGUUCAAGAGAGGUCAAGGCCCUGCUGAAUAAAGUAGACGUCACGGAGGGAAAGACAAGUGGACUGACUGAGAGGCUGAAGACGUUGGAAGACGUGGGGAGGCAAUUGCAGAGCCAACUGGAUAAAGUUGAGCGGAUUGCGGCAAAUGCCCCCCAGGCACAGGAGAAGGCGCAAGCGGAGUACCAGAGCAGAGUCGACAAGCGGCUUCAGGCUCUGCAGGUGGAGCUGAAGAGGAACCAAGACGAGAUGGCCAAAGUCAAAGCCAGUGCGAGCCAAGCUGAGAGCGUAGCUGAGAAGGCACGAGACGCUCUCAAGCCACUCCUUGAGGCUAAUCUGCCUGCGCAGAUGCCUGUUCGGCUGGACAAGAAGACUGGCAAACCGACAAUCGAGCCUUGGUUCUACGAGUCACUCAAGAGCGUCAUCGGUCAAGGAGGCGGCUCAGGAGCCGGUGAAGCUGCUGUGCCUUCGUGGGAGAAUUUCAAGAACGAGAACGAAGACGCCCUUCGUGCGCUCAUCAGCUCAGAGAGUGGCAAGCUGCUGGCACACCAGAGGAGCGCGGCGGGUGGACAUGCGAUCAUAUCCAGAUCUGACUUCCUGCAGGUCUUGCAGUCCGAGAUCGAGGGCAUCAAAGCCACACUGGAGGAGACGUUCAAUCGCAAUGCCCAGGAGAUGCAGAAUGACAUUCUCGGAAAGGUCCGAAGUCAGCAAGCCCUGUUCGAAGAGUCGGGCAGCUGGUCCAAGAGUCGAGGUCCUUCGCAGCAGCAACAGCAGCGAGGAGCUUCUGCAUUGCCGUCCUCAGUCGAUCUGUCUUUGUUGCAGACCAAGGAUGGGUCUGAUCCAACGGCCUCUAUCCUUGCUCUCAUCGAGACUGCUCUUGAGACGUACUCUUCCGACCGUAUUAACAGGGCCGACUACGCCCUCUACUCCGCUGGCGGUAGGAUCAUCCCUUCGAUGACGUCUCCUUCUCUACAAUUCUCCUCUCCCGGCAGCGUACAACGAUCCUCCUGGCUCUCCUGGGUGCCCGGCAUGGGUUCCAGUAGCACGACGGAGCAUUUGCGCUCCCGCUCUCCAGUCGUAGCGCUUCACCACGACAACAGUCCGGGGAUGUGCUGGCCCUUUGAAGGACAGACGGGCCAGCUGGGCAUUCACCUUGCUCAGCCAGUCCUGGUCACCGAUAUCACCCUGGAACAUCCACACGCCUCGCUCCUCUUUGGUGACAACUCGGCCGCUCCCAAGGAAGUCACCGUCUCUGCCCUCGUAGAGCGCGCAGAAGAUCAACGCAAGCUAGCCGCCUGGCGCCGGCGCGUCGCACAGGAAGCAGCAAAACGACGGUCAUCCCAAGGUGAUGAGGAGGAGGAAGAAGGCGAGGAGCUCGAGAUGUUCGAGCCGUCUACCUCGAGCAACCAUCUCCACUUGGCCACAUUCGCCUACGAUGCCACCUCUACACGCACCUUGCAGACCUUUCCCGUCUCGGCCGAGGCGCGUGCGCUGGCAAUUCCGGUGAGCGUGCUGCAGGUGAGGGUGCUGAGCAAUCAUGGAAAUCAGAGGUACACGUGUCUUUAUAGGGUUCGAGUGCAUGGAGAGGGUGUCAAGAGGUCGGAAGAGGGGGGUGACUGAGAGAGAGGGGUGGGGAGGGG